Messenger RNA from Durusdinium trenchii, 696 nucleotides. NCBI's taxonomy places the organism in Eukaryota, Dinophyceae, Suessiales, Symbiodiniaceae. The record is from the annotation of a GenBank genome assembly.
AUGUCGGAUGCAGAGGGCGCUGAUGCGGAAGCAGACUCUGCAGGAGAAGAAAACGAAGGGCCUUUACCUGAACAGAUCAGGGUCUUUCGAGUUACAGCUGUGUCGGGGCCUUGCUUGAAGAGCCCUUGGCUUCCAGAUGUUCAAACCGUUGAGGGUGUCGAAUACAUUCGGCUGACCAAAUGGUCGCCGCAGCUGACAAAACUGUGCACAGGUCGGACAAAGCAGUUGCACAACAAGAAGGAACAGCACACUAUGAAUGUUCAAUGGUUUCAGGACACCACUCAGCUUCGUCGAGAAGCAUGCGACGCAGCUGUGAAAAGGCUUAUCCUCGAGAAUGUACCCGCCAAUACAGAGCCUCCUGCCAAGAUCCGACGAGCAAUUCAGCAGGAUGAGUAUAUGGUGGGCAGAUCUAUCCUUGUGAACAUGCCUGCUAUUUCUGAUGGCUGGCCAGAGCGGGCAAUCAGGUUUCUCUGGGGCGUCAAAGGCUCAGACCUGUUCAUGGAGCUGACUGCUGAUAACCUUUCGUACAUUCGACAGGCCAUCAUGGCAUCACCAAAGGUCGAGCCAAAGGAAGUUUCUGCGGGCAAGUCACCAAAGAGAAAGAAGAGAAGACGGAUGCUUUCGCAGAGUCCCAAGAAGAAUGAACGGAACGGAGGCCAUGAGCUUGAAGCUGCGGCGGCUGAGAGGGAUCCAUGA